AUGGUAUUUGUUAAAAUUAACAAUAAAUGGAAAGAAAUUGAUAUUUAUUUGAAAUGUUGUGACAAUAAAUGUAUAAAUACGAACAAACCUAUUGGCACUUGUAUUGAAGGAAAUGGAUUUGGGAAUUUAAUUGAUGAUGAAAAUAUUGAAUAUUUGGUGGGGAAUGGAGGUUAUGAUAGAGAUGUUGUUGUUUAUGCGGAAAAUCCAUUUAAAAAACCACAAAAUUCAUUCAAUUAUUCUUUACAUUAUUUUGAAAUUAAAUGUAUAUUCGAAAAAGAAUUAAAUGGUAGCAAAUCAAAUAUGCAAAUUGGGCUUAGAAAUUGUAGUACAAACAAUCAUAUUUUCUAUUAUGCAAAAUAUGGUUAUAUAGGAGCAUUUCAACUUUCAUUUUUUACUUGGAUGGAUAAUGAUAUUUUUGGUUGUGGAUUAGUUUAUCCACCAACUAAUAAAAUGAAUGAAUUUCCUUAUGCUUUCUUUACAAAAAAUGGAAAACAAAUAGGUAAAGGUAUAUUAUUAAAGGAAAAUUCAGAUUCGUAUAAACCUGAAGUUUGGCUUAAAUGUUGUUCUGUAGAAACAAGUUUUGGAAAUAACUUGGAGACCAAACCUUUUAAAUACAAUAUUACAGAACAUGUAAUUAUUAAGGAAUUUUAUUGA
Messenger RNA from Meloidogyne enterolobii, 654 nucleotides. NCBI's taxonomy places the organism in Eukaryota, Metazoa, Nematoda, Chromadorea, Rhabditida, Meloidogynidae. The record is from the annotation of a GenBank genome assembly.